AUGCAGUGGAGGGGAGGAACUGUGGCGAGUUGUGUGAGGGGCGUCUUACACCACCGUCAGCGCGCCUGUGCGAUGCUGGCAGUGGGUGCUGCUCCUCGGGCCUUCUGCACGGCGACCCCGUUGUUGAUGGGGCACUGCGUACCGACAGUAAAGUUCUCUCUUGGGGCUUUGCCACCGAAGUUGCAGCGGGAGUUUUGCUGUGAAGAGAAUGCCCAGAACUUGAGACACGUGACGCAGCGUCCACCGGACACCGCUGCAGAUCCCACUGAAAAAGUCGUCCAUGUCUUGCCCUCGUGGGUGCACGUGGUCGCGUGGCAGUGCGAGGCGUGCGGGUGCCAGUGGUCCGCUCGUCCAGUGGAUCGCACGGACCCCCAGGUCUCCUCCUUCUACGCCUGCCCAAAGUGCGUCUCUGGCGCAACGGCGGAGCCGACGGCAACGUCUGACUCGCGACGAUCCCGUUUACGGCGGCUUGCUGAGGUGCAUCCGCUGCUUGCGGCGCAAUGGGACGAAGGCCGCAACGCCGUCCUCCACAACCGCGUCUUUAUUGAGUCUGUGGUCGAUGUGCCGCUACCGUGCAGCACUGUGGUGUGGUGGGCGUGCCCGCAUUGCCGGAGGUCGUGGAGAGAGUCUGUUGAUUCCCGUGUGCACCGGUACGAGCAGCAGCAGCAGCAAGAGCGGAAGAAAAACGAUGGUGAUGGUGGAAGUGCCACGCUUCCGCUGUGCCCCUCAUGCGAAAGAAGUGGUGUUUAUAGCUCUCCCCGCCCUGAGGCAACUUUGCCGUCCUCUGCCUUUGCAGCGGUAUCGUCGCGGUGUGGAGAAAACGGUGUCGUGGGGGUAAAGCGCUUCUUAAAGGACGACGCGGUGCUGCUUGCGGAGGCGCUCUUGCGUCCGCACGAGGACCCGGCGGCACUCUCCCUACACAGCAAUAAACCUCUCUUGUGGAGGUGUCGCUGGUGCACGCAUGAGUUCACAGCCUCAAUUGCAGACCGCUUCCUCCGCUACUAUCGCUGCCCGCAGUGCACGGGCGCCGUGGCCACCCCGCUCAAUCUUCUUACCAUUCAGCGCCCAGACGUAGUCCGCGAGGUGGCGCAAAGUGUGUCGAGGACGAAGCUGUUGCAUAUGACUAUCCACGACAACACCAUCGUGACGUUUGUAUGCCGGACAUGCAUGUCUCCUUAUCGCAUGUCUGUGCGGCUGCGUUGCGUGCUGCAGCCUGGGGUCACGGCGUGCCCGAAGUGCCUUUGGAACCGCUCACAGUUUGCGAAGGAGGUGGCUGUGGCCAAUGCAGAGCGCGGCGCGUUAAGUGCGGCUCCGCGUUUGUCAAUGAAGAAAUUUCGUUUGAAGCGACGUCGUCGGGGCACCUUCGACACCGUGCGGAAUGAGCUCCGUCAGCGUGAUCCCGACCUGAUGAACUAA
Trypanosoma conorhini is the source of this 1416-nucleotide messenger RNA. RefSeq lists its product as uncharacterized. The record is from RefSeq and is a predicted model, not a curated record. Lineage: Eukaryota; Euglenozoa; Kinetoplastea; Trypanosomatida; Trypanosomatidae. Bases 1 to 1416 code for a protein of 471 amino acids. The transcript has a single exon.